AACACAGCCCUCCGUGCCUGCGUUGCUGGGUAGAUAACACAAAAACAAAAGGAAAGCUCUGUGUCAGAGUUUGAGGCUUGGAAGCAACAGACGGUAUCAUUUGCACGUUAUUCUUCUGCAAAAUCUCUUUUCUAUUGUAAAAUAUGACUGACUGCGAGGCCUGGCUCAACGCAAACCCCAUUGAGGCAGAUGACCUGAGUGACUCUUUUUUAUCUGGAGAAGAAGACAAUGCAGGGUUGGUUGUCAACAAAAACAUAAAAAAUGAGAUAAAUGGCAACUGGUUGACCUCGUCGAGCAACAGCAUCCACGAAGCACGUCUCAAGGCGAAGGCCAAGCGGAGAUUGAGGAAGAACUCCUCCAGGGACUCAGGCCGGGGGGACUCUCUCAGCGAUAAUGGGGAAGUUGUCCGGGGAACCUCUGUGGCCCCCACCAGCCCCAAGAGCAAGCUGCUGGACAGGAAGUCCCGACUGGGCAAGGGCAGAGGCCUGCCAAAGAAAGGAGGGGCCGGAGGGAAAGGUGUUUGGGGCCGAUCUGGGGAAGUUUAUGGACGGGAGGUGGUUGAUCAGAGAGACCCCAACUACGACGAAGCUCAGGAAAACUGUGUGUAUGAGACUGUGGUUCCCCCGCUGGAGGAGAAGGACUUCCAGAAGACGGUCACCCCUAUAGUGCAAGAGUACUUUGAACAUGGAGACACGAAUGAAGUAGCGGAGAUGCUUGCCGGACUGAAUCUGGGUCCCAUGCGGAGCGAGGUUCCUUCGCUGGCCGUGUCGCUGGCCCUGGAGGCCAAGGCCAGCCAGCGGGAGCUCACCUCCAAGCUGCUGGCCAACCUGUGUGGGCCGGUGCUGUCCCACAGCGACAUGGAGAACUCCUUUGACAAACUGCUCCAACAGCUGCCUGAUCUGGUGCUGGACACACCCGGAGCCCCGCAGGUGAGCCUUCUGAGGGGUUAAGAGAUACGCGUUUGU
Molecule: messenger RNA, 965 nt
Organism: Notothenia coriiceps (black rockcod)
Lineage: Eukaryota; Metazoa; Chordata; Actinopteri; Perciformes; Nototheniidae
Product: programmed cell death protein 4-like
Exons: 6
Coding region: 144-950 (268 amino acids)
Biological process (GO): negative regulation of DNA-templated transcription
Cellular component (GO): cytosol; nucleus
Source: RefSeq, a predicted model, not a curated record